AGAGUGCGGGCCCCACCCCACUGAGUCCGUCUCUGUGUCUCCAAGUGAAAUCUAGCACUUGAGGCUGCUAUUGCUUCCGACGAACAAAGCAGAGAGAGCUAUUUUGAUAGUUAAGGUGAUGGGUGCGUUGCCUUUGCAACUUGCAACAAGAAUAGAGUGCUGCCAUGGCCAUCACCAUAUAAAAGGAACAAACGGCAAUAAUAAUGACUCCCAAAGAUUCCCAGAGAAGAAUCAUGUGAGGAGCGUGGAGUGUAUUCCUCCGCGGCCAAAGAGAAUAAUAUUAGUUCGGCACGGUGAGAGCCAAGGGAACGUGGACGAGAGCGUGUACGCGAGGGUGCCUGAUCCCAAGAUUGGACUCACGAGCAAAGGCAAGGCUCAAUCGGAGGAAUGCGGCCGCCGCAUCAACGACAUCAUCCAGAAAGACGGUGACCACAACUGGCAACUCUACUUCUACGUCUCACCUUAUCGGAGGACCCUUGAAACCCUCCAGAGCCUCGCUCGCCCCUUCCCACGCCACAGAAUCGCAGGCUUCAGAGAAGAGCCACGCCUCCGAGAGCAAGAUUUCGGCAAUUUCCAGAACAGAGAGAAGAUGAGAGUGGAGAAAGCAAUGCGCCAGCUCUAUGGUCGUUUCUUUUACCGCUUCCCUAAUGGAGAAUCUGCCGCAGAUGUGUAUGAUAGAAUCACGGGAUUCAGAGAAACCCUCAGAGCAGAUAUUAACAUAGGGCGCUUUCAGCCACCUGCGGAACGCCACGUGGACAUGAGCUUGGUCAUCGUUUCCCACGGUCUAACCAUUCGAGUAUUUCUUAUGAGGUGGUUCAAGUGGACCGUUGCCCAGUUCGAAGGCCUCCAUAAUUUGCACAACGGUAAUAUGCUUGUCAUGGAAAGAGGUUACGGUGGAAGGUAUAGCUUACUGAUGCAUCACGAUGAAAAAGAGCUAAGACGAUUUGGAUUGACUGAUGAGAUGCUCAUUGAUCAGGAGUGGCAUAAAUAUGCAAGGCCUGCUGAUCUCAAUUACGAUUGUCCAAUGGUGAAUUCCUUCUUUCCCCAUCUCAACGAAGAAGAAACAUGCAACACUGGUGAGCAACUAAGUAGAUAAAAAGUUAUUGAUAAGUUGGAGAUGCGGGGUAUCGAUCCCCGUACCUCUCGCAUGCUAAGCGAGCGCUCUACCAUCUGAGCUACAUCCCCUUUUGAAUGUUCAUUUAAUUGUACAAUAUGAGGCAUAGUAAAUACAACUUACACAAGGUCCAUUAAAUCA
Arachis stenosperma is the source of this 1255-nucleotide messenger RNA. RefSeq names its product phosphoglycerate mutase-like protein AT74H. Bases 119 to 1096 code for a protein of 325 amino acids. Gene Ontology annotation, molecular function: phosphatase activity. The transcript is spliced from 3 exons. Lineage: Eukaryota; Viridiplantae; Streptophyta; Magnoliopsida; Fabales; Fabaceae. The record is from RefSeq and is a predicted model, not a curated record.